Molecule: messenger RNA, 2513 nt
Organism: Podarcis raffonei (Aeolian wall lizard)
Lineage: Eukaryota; Metazoa; Chordata; Lepidosauria; Squamata; Lacertidae
Exons: 6
Coding region: 1498-2229 (243 amino acids)
Biological process (GO): fatty acid beta-oxidation
Cellular component (GO): mitochondrion
Molecular function (GO): 2,4-dienoyl-CoA reductase (NADPH) activity
Source: RefSeq, a predicted model, not a curated record
UAAUUUCCUGGAUUCAACUUUUACCCUCUUCCUGGCACCCCCAGCCAGCAGCCAGAUUGCACUGAAGUUGCUUCUGCCUGCCUCUUCUUCCCCCCACAAUGACUCCUCACCUUGCCUACAGUCUUCCUGCAGUUCUGGCCCCUGCAGUGGUGUUGCUUCAAACUAAGAACACAAGGUGGCACUCUUGAGCCACAGUCCCAGGGAGGGAAGCAGGGAUGCUGCCACCAGAUUAUUACGUUGCCCAACCAGGAACUUCCCAUCCCAGGAAACGGGAACACAGGAAAUUGCUUUAUACUGAGUCAGGCCGCAGGUCAAUCUAGCUCAGUAUUGUCAAAAAUAAUUGGCAGCACCUCUCCAGGGUUUCAGCCGUGCGUCUCUCCCAGGUCUACCUGAAGAGGAUUGAACCUGAGACCUUCUGCAUGCAAAGCAGGUGCUCUAUCACGGAUGCCUUUCCCAACUCACAUUUCCUGUCACUCCACUGCAGUUCAACUCAAACCACAGAAACAUCUGGCCACGUCAGGCCUGGUGCUCUUCAUUUUGCAUUCAUUUUGCGAAUCUUCAUGAGCAAAGUGCUUUCUUCCAAUGUACCCCAACCUUACCCCAUACCUCUCCUGGUCAGCCCCUCAGAGAGAGGCUGUUCUGUGCAUUCACUUAUAAGCUUAUCUUCACUUAUUGCAAUACACAUGGCCUGGUGCUUUGCUUUGGGCCAAUAAUUCAGCGCCUGCAAUGCUUAGCUUGGUUCCACUCUGCCAGAGGGCCAGCAGGAAUGAGGGGUAUCUAGUGCAAGGAAUAGCCUCUGCAUGCACUGCAGAACCAUGGAGUUUCCUAAAUCAUGAGUGAGCUGGAGUUAGAGGGAAGGAUCAAAACUCCUUCCUCCCCGCAAUAAAUAUUUGGAUGGUUAUUGAACACAAUCUGUGGCUCUCUUCACUGCGUAGAUUGACUGUGCAAGAGGGCAGUGAUGUACUUGUCUGUUUUGUAGCAUGUCCCUCCUCCACUGAUAUCAACAUUUGCCUGCCCACACGGUCCCCAUUCUCUUCCAUUCUUUGAACUCAAGUCAAAGACGACAUAUGUAGCCAGCUGAGCCCUCCAUCAGAGACUUGGGAAAGUUCGUUUCACCUUAGCUUGCCAUAAUCUUGAGGAUGGAGACGAUGGCACACGACACCCCACAAGCCAUGUGCUGAGCCCAUCACCUAUGAAACCAGCCCAAACUGCAGCCAAAGCGACUUCAGUUUACGUGGGACACUGGGAGGCCGGCAAUCUCUUUCAUCAAGACCAUCUCGGGGAAGGAUCUAUUGCCUGUCAGGUUGUGGGACCCGAGGCUCAAGAUGUGCAGCAUGAACAGGACCAGGAGGUGGAGAUACAGGAUGGUGGGUUGGGCUCUGCUUCCUUGGAGGUGGGACUCCUAGGUGCUGCUUUCCCUACUUAUUCUCCUGCGUGGAAACCGCAGCCCCACUUGUCGUUUGGCGACUCUCCUCUGAACAGCCUCUCGUUGCCAGGAUGUCUGCAUCGGACCGGGUAGUGGUGGUGCUUGGCGGAGCUGGCACGGUGGGCUCUGGCAUUGUCAAGGCGCUGCUGGAGAAAGGCUUCCAGGUUGCUGUCGUUUCUCGAGACAGAAGCAGAUUGGAGAAGCUGAAACAGUUUUUGCCUCCACCAGCCUGCCAGCGCCUGCACACCCUGGUUGGGGACGUAGGUUCUGAGGAAGGUGCAGAGGCAGCCAAGGAGGCUCUGUUGAAGAGCACUGGGAAGGUGACGGACGUGGUGUCCUCCUUGGGCUUCAGCUGGUGGCAAGGGGGUCCCCCUCUCACUCAGACCCUGAAGGAGCUGCACCGGGUCCUGGACACCCUCCUUCUCAGCACCUUCACUGCCUGGAAGGCCUUCUUCCCCCUUGUGAAGGACAACGCAGAUGGAACCUACACUUUCAUCACUGGAGGGGCUGGGGAGCGCCUCCUCAUGCCAGGCACAGGCUUCCUGACACUGGGGGCAGCGGGGGCCUUGGCCUUUUCCCUCAUGGUCCGUGAGGAGUACCCAGACGUUCCUUGCAAGCUGAAUGAGGUGAAAAUCAACAUGGGUGUGACGACGCCAGAGCGCCUGGGCCCCGGGUACGUGAGCCACCUGGAGGUGGGAGAGGCCGUGGCUUCCCUGGUGGACAAGAGGAUCGUCUCACAUACGGUGCUGAGUGCCAGCUCGCCUGCUGACCUCAAGACCCUGGCGCUGGAAGGGAAGCUUUGAGGUGCCGGCUAGGAGACUUGCCAGCCAUACCCACCCAUAGUCCCUCCCCUUAUGCCACCCCGUGUCUCUCCUUGGUGCCUGACUGGUAGGGAAAGGGUGCUUUUCAGCCCUGAGGCUCCUUCUCUCCUGCUCUGGCCCUUCUUCAGAGCCAGAUGUGCACAGAGAGGGCGCAUCAACAUCACACAUAGAAACCGGCAUGAGCCACUUCAGGGAGGUAGUGGCUCAUCUGGUGGUGGAUCUGGUUGAGAGAGGGAGAAGCUCCUCUGAGCAACCAAACCUGACCC